Molecule: messenger RNA, 1266 nt
Organism: Dermacentor albipictus
Lineage: Eukaryota; Metazoa; Arthropoda; Arachnida; Ixodida; Ixodidae
Product: glutathione S-transferase Mu 4-like
Biological process (GO): glutathione metabolic process
Molecular function (GO): glutathione transferase activity
Source: RefSeq, a predicted model, not a curated record
GUGGACGACAUCGCGUCAGCGUCUGUGGUCCUAUCCGAAAGAGCAGAACAGUAGAAGCUUUUUUUCGCUAUCUCUCAGACGUUCUGUGGGGGUACUCGUCUCCGACGGCCCGGGACAAACCAUUUCUCGUUUCUUGGAAGCCCAGCGAGAGAGAAUGACGCCCCUGCUCGCCUACUGGAACAUACGCUCCCUGGGACAGCCCGCGCGCAACCUGCUCGUCUACAAGGGGGUCCCGUUCGAGGACAAGCGCUACCAGCACGGGCCGCCGCCCCAGUACAGCCGCGACGAGUGGCUGCGGGAGAAGUUCAGCCUGGGCUUUCCCUUCCCCAACAUCCCGUACUACGUGGACGACGACGUCAAGAUCACCCAGAGCGUCGCCAUACUGCGCUACCUGGGACGGAAGCACGGCCUGGCCGGCAGGAAUGACCAAGAGACCACGGAGCUGGACGUGCUCGAGCAGCAGGCACGUGACAUGUUUCUCGCCAUACCGUACCAGGCGGCAAACGUCCCUGGAGGCCAAGGAGGCCUCGAGUGGUACGCGGAGAACAUGGGCUACGUGCUCGAACCGUGGGCCACGCACCUGAGCAACAGCACGUGGGCUCUUGGGGACAGGCUGACCUACGUCGACUUCAUGCUCUACGAAGGGUUCGACUGGCACCGAGAGCUCAAGCCGCAGGCGCUAGACCGAUACCCCCAGAUCGCGGAGUACUUGCAGAGAUUCGAGGAGCUUCCCAACAUCAAGGAGUACUUCGCCUCGGACAAGUACAACAAGUGGCCCAUUCUGGGGCCCAUGCGGCCGUGGGGCAACAGGAAGUGAGAUGUAUAUACUGUGGAUGUAGGGGUGUGGGUCACCAUAGCGGCGGCGCCUUGACCAUUAUGCUACCUUUCCUAUCUACCUUAAUGUCUAUCUCAAUGUCAACCGCUUUCGUGGCGUCCAGCCAGAAAAAUAAAUUAACUCGGCGAAAAAAUAAUAAUUGAAAAGUUUAAAUUCUGUGUUAGUGCUGGAAAUAUUAUCCGAUCAACUUGUGGUUCAAAUAACUAUGGGGGCACCUAUGCAAUUCUUACGAUGCGUAAAUGCGAGAGCAUUACUUGUCACUGAGUUAUGUCGUUUAGUUUAGUGCUGCUGCGUUAGUUCCAGAGUUUAACGUUGCUGCUUAUGAAGUCGCUACAACGCAAGACGUCAUCUGUCAGCUGAGUUUUAUUUGCGGAGUUCUCAUUAAAGUAGUGGUUCACGCACAUUGUGCCGAGUGUUCUUUCUCGAUGACA